This is a messenger RNA of Ananas comosus (pineapple), 1303 nucleotides long. RefSeq lists its product as uncharacterized. The transcript is spliced from 2 exons. Lineage: Eukaryota; Viridiplantae; Streptophyta; Magnoliopsida; Poales; Bromeliaceae. The coding region runs from base 711 to 1139 and encodes 142 amino acids. The record is from RefSeq and is a predicted model, not a curated record.
AUAUGCCUCUUCUUGUUUCCGUCGCUGCUCUCUCGCUGGUCUCCACAUCAAUCGGCUCAAGCAAUGGCUGAGAAGGUGCACAAAUUUCCAACUCUCUGAUAUUUCUCUCUCUCCUUUUUUCUUUUUUUUUUUUGAAAAACUAAGAUGUCGAGUCACCGAGAAUCUCAUUGAUGUUUCGUUUUUAGAGAUAAAUAAAGCCGGUGCUUAUUUUUAGCAGUUUUGAACAUAAAUAUUAAAAAUACCACCAUUUACUAACCUAUGCCUGAGGAGAUAUAUAUAAUUAUUAACUUUUCAUAAUUUAAUAGAAUAUCAGAACAAGAGCUUAUUGAAUUUGAAUCUCAUCAGGCUUCUAACUUCAUUUAAUUCCUUGAAUUUAAUUGAAGUGAGAAUACAAAGUGCGAUAUCGGUUUUAACUUUCCUAACAACUGAAUAUUUCACUCCCCACAUCAGCUAUACCAUGCACGCUUGUUGUGCUCAACUGCAUGGAGCUAGCUUAAUUAAUAUGCCAAUCACUUUUGCUCUUGCUGAUCUCCACACUAGUCCUGAAAGUAAACCUGGAAUGCUGCCGCUACUAUAGGAAGAUCAAAAAGGUUCUGUGCAAGCUCCAAAAACGAGAGAAGAUCGAGACCAUCGUAUACGAUGAGAAGAAGAACACCGUCAAAGUUUCCGGCCCUUUCGAUCCCGAGCGCCUCUCAAAGAAGCUGCUUUGCAUGGCCUGCGACGUGAUCAAGGGCAUCGAGAUCCUUNUCCUCCGCCACCCCCUCCUCCCCCUCCACCUCCCCCUCCGCCUCCGCCUCUGCCUCUGCCGCCCCCUCCUCUCCCUCCACCGCCGCCGCCGCCGCCUCCUCCGCCGACAAAGGUGGUGGGGGUGCUGUAUCCUUAUCUGGUGUGGCCGGGGUGCUGCUGGCAGCCGUGCCCGUGCCCGUGUCCGUGGCCGCGGCACGAGCACCGAGGAGGAAUCGGAGGCUACCGGUGCUGCUCGUGCGGGAAGGAAGACAGCGGAUGGUGCCCCCCGCCGAGCUGCGGCCGCUGUGGCGGUGCUGGCGGCUGUCCCUGGUGCGCCGGCGCCGGCGCCGGCUGCACGAUCGUCUGCGAGGAAGACUCCCCGUACGACUGCACCAGGAUGUGACCCAACUUAAUCACUUAACCUUUCACGUACAUAUAUACGCUGUAUGGGAAUGCUUUCAUCCUCUCUUAUUUUCUGUAUAAUAUAAGAAGAAUCUAUUUCGGACAAUCUGAUGCAAGAUGCUGGAGCUGUUGCUGUAAAUAAAGAACUUAAUAUUUUAAAUAUCUUUGAUAUCAA